AUGGACAAGCUGUUGCUGGUUACAGCGAUCCUGUCGGUGGCAGCAGUGUCCCUCCCGCGAGUGGAGUCGUCCCUGUGUCGUGGUGAUGUCCCCGCCCCGUCGUGUUCAUGUCAGGACGGGGUCGUAGAAGGGAACGGACGGUGCACCCUCUGUUCCUGCACAGCGGACGGACAGCCAAGAGAUUGCUUGGUUGUGAGGCUGCUACGGGAUCCGUCAUGGGUUGUGGACUCCGCCGGAAACGGAGAUGCCGCAAGAGCCUUGGAUGGAGACACUAGGACCUACUGGAACCCUAGGUUUCUGGGUCAGAACUACAACAACUGGUACAUUGUCCUGGACCUCACAGCGCCAUUUACUAUCACUCGCGUCGAUGUCACCAACGUCGGAGACACAGCCCAUGACGCUACAGCCUUCACGCUGCAAAAGUCACAACUUGGGAGUCCGUACAACUGGGAGGACGUCGUGACCGUUACUACCGUGCAGGCAGGGACGAACCGGCGCCAGGAGUUCGGCGGUUUCCAAGGAACAGCUCGGUAUUGGAGGUUCCGGAUCACUCGGACCUACUCGGGCUGGCAGCCAUGGCUCAAAGAGCUGGACCUGCACGGAGAUGACUUGACGGCGCCAUGUGAGACGGUACACGCCGCGAACUGCCUCGCCACAUCGCCAGGGUACGGGCCGCCCGGGAACCAACCCUGCAACGUCACACUCGACAUUCACGAGGGGAUUCGCAGUAUCGACAAUCCUCUGCAAGUACAUCAAUGUGGGAACAUCAUCAUCAAUACUUUAGUGUCAUUCCAGUGUGACCACGCCUACAAAGUAAGCUUCGGCGUUUCAAUAUCUUACGAGUAG
Messenger RNA from Branchiostoma floridae (Florida lancelet), 846 nucleotides. RefSeq lists its product as uncharacterized. The coding region runs from base 1 to 846 and encodes 281 amino acids. The record is from RefSeq and is a predicted model, not a curated record. Lineage: Eukaryota; Metazoa; Chordata; Leptocardii; Amphioxiformes; Branchiostomatidae. The transcript is spliced from 5 exons.